GGGGAAGCUAUGAGGAAGUGAAAGUGCAUGUUGACAUUGAUCCAACAUCAGAAGUUUGCAUCCCAUGACUAACUUCAAAGUCCUAUUCUGAGGCAGGUCACAUUACUUUUUCAUGCAUACAUAGUGUAACACACGCUUGAGGAGCACACACAGCAUGAAGAUCAUCACCUUGCUCACAUUCUGCAGCCUGCUCGCCCUCGUUUGCGGCAUGCCACCCCUGAGCCGUGACUUCAACACACACUGCCACUGCCUGCAGUUCGAGACCAGGGUCAUACCACCGGACAGCCUGCGGAGCAUCAGGCUGUUGUCUGAAGGGCCACACUGCACCAACGUGGAGGUCAUAGCCAUCUUGGCGAAUGGCCAGCGGAUCUGUCUGGACCCUCAGUCCUUGUGGGUCAAGAAGUUGGUCCACUUUGUUCUGGAGAAGCAGAGAAAUCAGAAGGAGGGUGUGCAACGCCCCCGGGUUCCAGUUUGAUGGGACAACAAGACGAGCGCCUGUCUCAAAAUAAUAAGACACUAUCUUUUCUUAUAAGUGAACAUAUCAACAGUCUGUGUGUAAUAAUGUGAAUUGCUAAAUAAAAAUGCAUUAAAAGUAUGAUGAACAAAA
This is a messenger RNA of Nerophis ophidion (straightnose pipefish), 607 nucleotides long. It is a transcript of the gene cxcl19, whose product is annotated as chemokine (C-X-C motif) ligand 19. Gene Ontology annotation, molecular function: chemokine activity; CXCR chemokine receptor binding. Bases 155 to 475 code for a protein of 106 amino acids. Lineage: Eukaryota; Metazoa; Chordata; Actinopteri; Syngnathiformes; Syngnathidae. Gene Ontology annotation, cellular component: extracellular region. The record is from RefSeq and is a predicted model, not a curated record. The transcript is spliced from 3 exons. Gene Ontology annotation, biological process: inflammatory response; antimicrobial humoral immune response mediated by antimicrobial peptide; chemokine-mediated signaling pathway.